Messenger RNA from Nanorana parkeri, 1018 nucleotides. It is a transcript of the gene PARVG, whose product is annotated as parvin gamma. Gene Ontology annotation, cellular component: focal adhesion; actin cytoskeleton; cytoplasm. Bases 1 to 951 code for a protein of 316 amino acids. The transcript has 12 exons. Gene Ontology annotation, molecular function: actin binding. Lineage: Eukaryota; Metazoa; Chordata; Amphibia; Anura; Dicroglossidae. Gene Ontology annotation, biological process: actin cytoskeleton organization; establishment or maintenance of cell polarity; cell projection assembly. The record is from RefSeq and is a predicted model, not a curated record.
AUGGAACUGUUGGCAGAGUCUGGCGAUUCGCAAAUGAUAUUUAACAUAGAAACUCAAGGUGAAUCCAGGAAGUUCCUUCAGCCCAGUGCGGAUAAUGACCCUAAACUUCAAGAACUGAAGAUGUUUCUUAUUGACUGGAUCAAUGAUGAGUUAAAGCAGGAACACAUCAUAGUACAGAGCUUAGAGGAAGAUCUCUUCGAUGGGUUAAUUCUUCAUCACCUUUUACAAAAAAUUGGAAACCUCACACUGGAAGUAGAAGAAAUUACACUGUCCACAAUCAACCAGAAGAGGAAGCUAGGCGUCAUUCUGCAGGAGGUGUCCCGGUGUCUGCAACUGGAGGGCAGCCAGCUGAAGUGGAGUGUGGCUUUGAUCCACAGCAAAGACCUUCUGGCCACAUUACACUUGCUUAUCGCCUUGGCGCAGCACUUCCAUCCUGACCUACCCCUUCCUGCCAAUGUUUCUAUAGAGGUGGUUGUGGUGGAGCCAACCAAAACCGGAAUGAAGACAGGAAAAGCCAUUGAAUGCUUCACCGGCUCCAGAGAGGAAGACGCGGCUCCUAAGAAAGAUGCUUUUGACCAACUCUUUGAAAUGAACCCAGACAGGAUAAAUGAUGUAAAACAGGCCAUAGUGAAUUUUGUGAAUAAACAACUGGUUAACCUGAGCCUUACUGUGAACGACUUGGACUCUCAGUUCGCUGAUGGCGUAAUUUUGCUGCUGUUAAUUGGGCAAGUGGAAGGCUAUUUUAUACCUCUAUCUACAUUCUUUCUGUGUCCGGGAUCAACAGAAGACAGGCUCCACAAUGUUAUCCUUGCCCUGGAUCUUCUUAUGGAUGGAGGGAUCUUAACAAAUCCAGCAGAUGCUGCAGAGAUUGUGAACAGAGAUUUAAAAACCACCCUGCGAGUUUUGUACAGCCUGUUCCUCAAACACAAAAACAUGCUGAAAUCUUCAUGAAAAAGAGGAUUUGGACAAAGCAGAGUCAACUGGAGCCCAGCUGAGCCAAGGAUGAAAACACAAUUUA